Messenger RNA from Hydra vulgaris (swiftwater hydra), 2350 nucleotides. The record is from RefSeq and is a predicted model, not a curated record. Lineage: Eukaryota; Metazoa; Cnidaria; Hydrozoa; Anthoathecata; Hydridae.
UUACCAAAACCAAGAUUUUUUUAUGGGUAAAUGACAGCCAUUGAUUCCGAAAAAUCAGACACAUGGGUAACUAGAGCAUGCACUAUAGGAGAUUUUUUCAUUUCACGCAAAAUAUGCUUAGUGUAGACAUUGGUGUCACCCUUAAAUGCAUCAUUUAUUUAUGGUGACGUUUGGAGCAGUAUUUUUGGCAGAAAACUCAGUUCUUCUAACAAUGAAUUACAAAAAUAUGGCAGCAGAUGAUUUUAACGAAUCUCAUACAAAGUAUGGUAAAGUUCAAAACGAAAAAGUUGUCCAAAGAAUUUUCAGCACUAGUUUAAAACAGAAAACAGCUUGGGAAUAUCCUGAACUCUUGGAAAGCUUAAAUCCAACAACAAAGAUGUUACAAUAUUUCAGCAAGCAAACAGUCUGUGCAGACACAUCAUCAAUAAAUUGCAUACUAAUAGGUGUUGUAUCAAAAAACUUGAGUGAAACUAUUGCAAACGGAUCCGUAAUAACUAAUUAUCAUGACGUAAAUUUUAUUACAAUAAUUUUAGAGAAAAUUGUUAGUGUGUAUCUUAAUGCUAUAGCAACUGAACAGGUUUUCAAAGAUGUUUUACAGACUAUUGACAAUCUAUUGGAUUCAAAAGUGACAUGUAUUGCAGAAUCACAAAUUAAAACGUCCUCCUCAACAAGAAUUAUAAAAGUUCUAACUGAGUUUGCUUUAAUUUUCUCGAAACAAUUAAGCAACUCCAUUUCUAUUUGUAAAGUCAAUAUUGGAUUCCAUAUUGAAAAAGUUAAAAAAGGAAAUAUAAAAAUAUCAGCACAACAGUUACCAGACAAUAGUGUUAAAAUUGGUUUUAACAACGACGCUGAUUUUAUAAAAAAAACAUACGUAUUCAUGACACUACCAAGUGAUGUUUUUCACGAUGAAAAUGAAGUUAUUUAUUCAUACUUUUUUCGCUACGAUUUUUUUUUAUUGGAUGAAAACAACUUAAUACAACUUGCUAAGAAGAGUAGAUUAAAUCACAGAAUUCUUCAAAGUACAAUCUUAUCAGCAUCUGUUGUUAAUAGGAAUGUUUCUAACCUAAAUAAUCCAAUUAUUAUAAAGUUUAAAAAAACGAACAUAGGUUUGGGUACCAGCAGCUGUAAAUACUGGGUUGAAAACGUUGAAACUGGCAUUAAAAAUGUUUACGGAAAAUGGUUGACAAAUGGUUGCUAUAGAAAUAAAACUGAAACAAAUAUUGAAGAUUUUUUUACAUGCUACUGCGAUCACCUAACUAACUUUGCUGUGUUACUUGAUAUUAAUCAGAGUUUAGAUAACCCAUUGGCUUUAAAAAUAAUUGCAUAUAUUGGUUGUGGAGUUUCGUUAUUAGGAUUAGGACUUUCUUUGCUGACGCUCGCAAUGUUUCGAAAUCUAAGGAAGAAACUUCCUCAGAAAAUUCUGAUUUGUCUUUGCAUUUCUUUAAUGGGUCUACUGCUUGUGUUUUUGAUUGGUGCAGAGAAAACAUCGCCUAGACAACACUGUCAAAUUAUUGCAGCUGCGUUGCAUUAUUUCAUACUGACAACAUUUUGUUGGAUGUUGGUUGAAGCUUUUAAUUUCCACCGUUCUUUGGUUGCAGUUUUUAAUAAAAGUAGUGAUGAAAAUAUCUUUAGAAAUGCCAAUGUGAUUGCUUGGGGUAUUCCUGCGUUAAUUGUUAUAACUACAGGCAUUUUAAAACCAGAUCAGUUGGGAAACCAUAAAAUAUGCGUUGUACGAGGAAAUCCUUUUUAUUUCACUGUUCUUCUUCCUGUUUGUCUGAUUUUGGUGGUUAACUUUAUUGUGUUGGUAAUCAUUAUGCUCAGUUUAUCAACAAAAAAUGAUAUUACGAAUAAAGUUACAGGAAAGAAAAAUACUAUAUCACGAGCAAAGAUUUCAUUUAUGUGCUCGACUCUUCUUGGUUCAUCAUGGAUAUUUGGUGUUCUGGCUGUAAAAGAUUUUUCAACAGUAUUUCAGUGGUUGUUCUGUGUUUCAACCUCGUUACAAGGUUUUUUUAUUUUUGUGUUUUAUAUACUGAGAAAUAAAAAGGUAAUUGUUGAGUUGCGGUGUUGGCUGCUACGCUAUCGACAAUACAAGGUUUCAUCAAAUGCCGUAGAGUCGAAAAUGAACAAAAAAUGAAUAUUGACAAUUGUUGUCCUUACGUUUUCUUAAACAAUCAUAUUUUGCAGACUUUAUUUUCUUUAUACAUUAUUACAUAUGUACACACAAUAAAAUAAAAAAGUAGAAAUUUCUACCUUAGGAUAGGAUAUGUGAUAUACAUUUUGUAAAGUAUAAUUUUCUACCCUUUAAGGUAGAAAAUUGUAUUGAAAACAAUGAUUUCUCAUACAGAUUACU